Messenger RNA from Mollisia scopiformis, 881 nucleotides. Its product is annotated as ankyrin. The coding region runs from base 159 to 752 and encodes 197 amino acids. The record is from RefSeq and is a predicted model, not a curated record. NCBI's taxonomy places the organism in Eukaryota, Fungi, Ascomycota, Leotiomycetes, Helotiales, Mollisiaceae. The transcript has 5 exons. Gene Ontology annotation, molecular function: protein binding. Gene Ontology annotation, cellular component: cytoplasm; nucleus.
UGCAGGCUGGCAAAACAUUUACAAAAAUCGAGUGCCUCAGGUGGCAAGCUAGGCUGCAUAGGACUACGAGUACAACUUGAGACUUUGAUAUCUCAUCAACUCUUCACAUUAAAACAAAUCUCCUCACUACCUACUCACUUUGAAGUCAUCAAUUCAGAAUGGAAGAACCAUCUAAAUUCGCAAUCCACGAAGCAGCCAGAGAUGGCAGAACAAGUGUUGUUGAAUCACUGUUAGCUGCAAAUCCUAAGCUCGGCGAAAGAAGAGACGAUGAUGAGCGUUUGCCGAUUCAUUGGGCAGUUUCGUAUGGCCACUUAGAUAUCGCUAUCCUGCUAGCCAACCUCAAGAACUUUGAUCCUGAUAUUCAAGAUGGCUCUGGCUGGACACCAUUGAUGAUAGCCGCAAGCUUAAAGGAAGGUGAAGAUCUAGUCAACCUCUUCCUCCGCAAGGAAGCAGAUGUCAAUGCCAAGAACUUCAGUGGCCAAACAGUCCUCCAUUUCGUAGCCUCAAAAAAGAACAUCGACCUUGCCCGCCGCCUCUUAGACAACAAACCACCAGCCAGCGCUCGGGUCAAAGACAAACGAGGCCAAUACGCCAUCCACCGAGCCGCUGCCGUGGGAUCGGUUCCAAUGGUAGAGCUAUUAUUAAAGAACAAGAGUCCACUAAACGCUACCGAUAUAGCUGGUCAAACACCUCUACAUCACGCUGUUGCCGAGGGUCACGGCAAGUCUCUCUCUGCCUCAAGCUCCUUCUAGUACUGACUUUCAACAGGAGACACAGCAGUAGCACUCCUAAAAGCCGGCGCAGAGACAGACAAGAAAGACGUAGACGGUUGCCUACCAAUCGACCUCGCACCAGAUUCCGCAGUCCGAAAAUAUAUCGCC